AUGCAUGUUUGCCACGAGUCUCGGCAAUUCGUUCAGAACUCCAUGCUGAGUGGAAUUGAAUUCAAGCGUCCGGACUCGGCCAUUGACACGGUCAAUUUCUCUGUGCCAUUUCGACCUUACCAGCCAGAUUUGGAUACCCUCUUCUGCCAAAAUCAGGGCCCGGCAUCUCUGGAAGACAUCUCAGCGAAGACAAAUUCGAGCACGUUCUUCAAGAAACACGUCAUUUAG
Molecule: messenger RNA, 228 nt
Organism: Colletotrichum orchidophilum
Lineage: Eukaryota; Fungi; Ascomycota; Sordariomycetes; Glomerellales; Glomerellaceae
Exons: 1
Coding region: 1-228 (75 amino acids)
Source: RefSeq, a predicted model, not a curated record